AUGGAAGGAUCGAGCGGGUCGAAUUUUGGAAUAGACACUAUUUUAUCCAGCGCCUCCAAUUCCGUGAACGCCGUGCUCAUGAACGGAGACUUUCGACUCGGCGACAGCAGGACGGCGGAUUUCAGGAGCCAGGCCACCCCGUCACCAUGCUCGGAGAUAGACACUGUGGGAACGGCCCCCUCAUCCCCCAUCUCGGUCACCAUGGAGCACGCCGAUCCGCAUCUGGUCCAAGACAGCCUUCAGCACCACCACCACCACCACCACCACCAUCACCACAGCAACAACCAGUCGCAAAGUUUGCCGCUGUCGCCUCAGCAGCAACCGCUCGCAGGGGCCGGCUGUGCCCCGAGGACUGCCACCUCUUCAUUUCUAAUCAAAGACAUUUUAGGCGACAGUAAACCGCUGGCAGCGUGCGCACCUUACAGCACCAGCGUACCGUCCCCCCAUCACACACCCAAACCGGAAAGUGCCGCGGCGCCGGAUGGGUUCCGGCCCAAACUGGAGCAAGACGAGAACAGGAGCAAGUUGGACAAAAGGGAUGACAUUCAGAGUGACAUGAAAUGCAACGGAACUAAAGAAGAGGGCGACCGGGAAAUCUCCAGUAGCCGAGACACUCCACCGGUGCGCACGAAAAAGCCCCGCAAAGCACGCACGGCCUUCUCCGACCAUCAGCUCAACCAGCUCGAGCGCAGCUUCGAGCGGCAGAAAUACCUCAGCGUGCAGGACCGCAUGGACCUGGCCGCGGCUCUCAACCUGACAGACACGCAGGUGAAGACCUGGUACCAAAACCGACGGACGAAGUGGAAGAGACAGACCGCAGUCGGAUUAGAGCUACUGGCUGAAGCAGGAAAUUACUCCGCCUUACAACGAAUGUUCCCGUCGCCCUAUUUCUACCACCCCAGCCUGCUGGGCACCAUGGACAGCACAACAGCAGCCGCCGCGGCCGCAGCCAUGUACAGCAGUAUGUACCGGACUCCCUCCACGCCACAUCCGGGUCUCCAGAGACCGCUGGUCCCCAGAGUACUCAUCCACGGACUUGGGCCGGGGGGACAACCGGCACUAAACCCUCUGACUAACCCCAUGCCCGGCACACCGCACCCGCGAUAGAAAACAACAACAACAACAACAACAACAACAACAACAAGAACUAACAAGAGAAAAGACGAUGAUAUGUGAAAACAGUUUGAACACAUGUGAUGUGAGUACUAACUGCGUCGAGCCGCGCCGGGACUUGUGAAAAGACGCGGCAGACAUUUUACACAAGUAAAAGGAAAUAUUUAACGUACUACAUAGGCCUAACAAGCCCCCGCCCUGACACAAAGAACAGGCUGCCACAGAGAAAGACAAAAAAAAGAGGACUCCUCCUGUCUGACUGACUGUUUGUUUGUUCGUCUUUUGUACAAAUACACUUACAUUAGCAAAUAAACUUAUAAAGUUUAUUAGAUG
This is a messenger RNA of Lampris incognitus (smalleye Pacific opah), 1446 nucleotides long. It is a transcript of the gene barhl2, whose product is annotated as BarH-like homeobox 2. Gene Ontology annotation, molecular function: RNA polymerase II transcription regulatory region sequence-specific DNA binding; DNA-binding transcription factor activity, RNA polymerase II-specific. The record is from RefSeq and is a predicted model, not a curated record. Gene Ontology annotation, cellular component: nucleus. The coding region runs from base 1 to 1107 and encodes 368 amino acids. Lineage: Eukaryota; Metazoa; Chordata; Actinopteri; Lampriformes; Lampridae. Gene Ontology annotation, biological process: regulation of transcription by RNA polymerase II. The transcript is spliced from 3 exons.